AGGAAGAAAAUCGGAACGAUAUGCGUGGGGGAUGUCUCGUGCGCACAACCUAUGCCAAUGUAUUUUUUGCAAACUUCUUUUGGACUUUGACUACAUUUAUAGAGGGAAUUAGCUUCAUCUAUCGUCAUAAUCGACACCGGGUCGGAUUUGUCCUGACGGUUCUGCAGCCUGAAUGAGAUAAUAAUACAAAUGCCUGAAUGUUUACAUCCGGGUCACCAUUAGAUAAACUGGGAUUCAUCGAAGAGCGCAAUAGUGUUUCAUGGGAAAUACAUGAGGUUCAAGCAAAUACCAUCUAGGGAUUAAGGCCAUAUUAAAUAUGUCCAAGAUUGAGCGUCUCAAUGGCCGAUUGGAAAAGCUGCUGUCUCAAGCGGUGCAGGAGGUUCUGGAGGUGGUGAGAGAGACGGUGUCGGAGUACCAGGAGAAAACUGCCAGGACACAGAGGGAGAACCAGAGUCUGAGGAGGAGGCUAGUGGAGCUCCAGGACAAGAUGAACCUGGAGAGCCGUGGAACUGUGCCACAAAUUCCCCCUGCGACCCGGCAGGUCCAGCUGGAACGGAGAGAGAAAGAAGUGCUGGUAGAGGUCACCGAACUCCGCCCUACUGAUAAGGAUUCCUCUUAUUCAUUUGAAGAUACAGACUGCGAAGCAUCCAUCACGUCAUUAGCCGCCCCAUGCCUCUCCCCUGAAGCUGCCACAGGAUCACGACAGAGGAUAGUACCAAGAACUCUUAAAAAUGAGACUGAUUACCGACUGUCAACACCAACUACAAAUCAUGUAGACCCCGUUAUUGCAAUUGAAAUCAAUGAAGAUGAUUCUGACUUAUCCUUUACAUCAAAUAAAAUGAAAGCAGAGCACACGUCGGAUGAAGAGGCCACGCACAAACACACAAACUAUUUUUACGAUGAUGCCGCAACCAGCGCUGCAUCCUUACAAAGAUUAGAAUUGGCUCAAACCAAUUCAGGACUCUUCAACAUGUCAGGGGUCAUCUUCAGUCUGGGCCAAAAUAACACAGAAGAGUCACAGCCUCAAAGAUACAAUCACACAAACAGCAGCGUUGGUGCCGGAAAACAACACACCGCUCAGAUAGACACCGCAGCGGGCGGUUCAGCCUCCGGAGCUUUCCAGAGAAACGUCAGGGCGCAGUAUUGCUGCUCGCUGUGCGGUCGCACCUUCAGACACGCAGGUGACUACAAGAAACACAACAGGGUGCACACGGGGGAGAAGCCGUACUGCUGCUCGGUGUGCGGGAAGCGCUUCAGUCAGUCGGGCUACCUGACGGUGCAUCUGCGCUACCACACGGGAGAGAAGCCCUUUGGCUGCAGCCACUGUGGCAAAAGUUUCAGUCACUCAAGCAAUAUGAAGAAACACCAGCAAACGCAUCUGAUGUCUAAACUUGAACGUUUGAACGCUCGCGUGGCCAAGCUCCUGACCGAGGCGGUGCAGGAGGUCCUGGAGGUGGUGAAGGAGACGGUGUCAGAGUACCAGGAGAAAACCGCCAGGACACAGAGGGAGAACGAGAAUCUAAAGAGACGGCUGCUGGAGCUCCAGGACAAGAUCAAGAAAGAGAGCGCGCCUGUUCCCCCUGCAAGUGGACCACUGCCCGAAGAAAAACCCGACACAAAGAAUUGUGAGCAGGACUCCAGCCUCGAACGGAGGCACUAUUCGGGUAUCACUCUCACAGAGGGAAACCCUAUAAGCAGCCACACACCCGACAAUGGUGAAACGCAGGUGAACAAUGAACAUAAGAGCCACAAUAACGCUGAAUCACAAGCCAAGUGUCACUCAGCACAAACGUCAACAGAGUAUUGCAAAUCACAACCUGAGGACGCCAUGAAUGUCACAGAGGAGCCAAUGACAUCGGACAGUGCAAAUGGGGAUGCCGGUUCUUUCUCAUCUAACAACACGUGCAACACUCACUCUAGCAGUCAGCUCGAGGUAAACCUGGCGGCCGUCAAAAGAGAAGCAGAGCCAACGGACUGCAUGACGUCAGAAGCACUGCUGUCUCUUCAGGAACAGAACCCCGGAUGUGUGGACUUGAGCUGCAACUCAUCUCGUCACAUCCCAGCUCAAACCCUCCGGCUGCAAGUCGCAGCUCCGGAACCUUAUGGACUCAUCUUUGUCCACUCAAAGAACAGCAUGCCUAGGAGGCACGGGUUUGCAAAGCCCAACAGGGCCGCCUUCGACGUGAGGAAAUUCAAGAGGGAGAACUUCAGGGGAGACGAGUCGCACCCGUGCGUUGUGUGCGGAAAGACGUUCACCAGGAUAGGGAACCUGAGAAUCCACCAGCGUUGUCACACGGGGGAGAAGCCGUAUGGCUGCAUACAGUGCGGGAGGCGUUUCAGUCAGGCAGGAGACCUGAAGAAACACAAGCGGGUGCACACGGGGGAGAAACCGUACUACUGCAGCCAGUGUGGAAAGAGCUUCAGUCGGGGGGAGAAUCUGAAAAGACACCAGAAGAUCCACAUCGGAGAAACACUGCAGCUACAGCAGGCGUGGAGGGAUUAACAGUCAUGAUUAUAAUGCUACACUAUGCGCAAGUGGUUAAAAUCAGCACACUUAGAUUAUGAAUGAUGAUUUUUUGUUUUUGGUGUUUGGUGUAAGUUUGACAUAUUUAAAUACUAAGCUACUGGCUACAUGUAAAUGCUUCUCUCCUGAAAGUCAAUGGUGUGUACAAGUCUUAUCAUGUAACAGGACUGAACUUCACCGAACCAAAGAGGCUGAUGCUUUACAGAUGGAGAUGCAGUGAUAUAUAGGAAAACUGUCAGUAUCUGAAUUGGGAUUUGGUAAGUUGUGUGAUUUCAUGUAUGAAUUAUUUCAGGUAAAAGUUAUGAAGUAUUAAGCUGUUAGGUUUCGGAGGGUGAAAACCAUGCCAACAUGCUUCAAAGGACCUGUGAAAUUCAAAUAAUAAUAUAAUAUUAAUAUAUACAGCACUUUUCAAAACACAGUUACAAAGUGCUUUAUAUGUUGAAACAGUUUCAGGACUAACGAUAUUUAUACAUUUAAUGUAUAAAGUGCUUUAAACAAACAUUUUACAUGGGUUAAAAAAAGGAGAAAAGCUAAUGACUAUAAAUAUAAAAUACACAUUAAAAACUAAGUCAAAUAAGAUCAGGAAAUCAAAAGUAAUACAGAAAUAAAACAUUGAAGUAUUGUAUUAAAAGUACAGUAUUAAAAAUAUUCACAAUAGAAUACCAAAGGCAUGUAUAUCAGAAAAUGGUGCAUCAGGGUGAAUACAAGGCAUUUAAAAAAUAUAUAGAUUUAAGUUAAUUGAUUGUCCCGUCAAGGAUUUAUUACAAUCCUCGUGAUGUUAGUGCCGUUACAUCUGUAAGCGCACGAAAAAUUAUACAAUAGCACAAAUAUCAUUUUUGUUGGUACAAAACAUUUUGUCAGACUAUACGUGACAAUGUCUGCAGGGGUUUUAAGAUGAGCUGGCGUAAAUUGCAAAACUUACAUUUGUUAAAAGGAUUAAUGACAUACAUCUCUACUUGGCAGUAACACUAUUCAUUUUGGACUCAACAGAUUCAUUUCCACUGAGCCUUGGUCUACAGAGCAGUUUUAAAUAUUUUAAGAUGAUGAUGUAUUAUACAAAGUAACAUCUGUGUUUUGUCUACAGGGUAUUUUCUCUUAAAUAUGUUUUUAAAAAUCUGAAAGCACGAUUUCCAAUUAAAACAACCAGAUUUCCCUGAAUAACU
Molecule: messenger RNA, 3687 nt
Organism: Scophthalmus maximus (turbot)
Lineage: Eukaryota; Metazoa; Chordata; Actinopteri; Pleuronectiformes; Scophthalmidae
Product: oocyte zinc finger protein XlCOF8.4-like
Exons: 5
Coding region: 317-2503 (728 amino acids)
Cellular component (GO): nucleus
Source: RefSeq, a predicted model, not a curated record